Molecule: messenger RNA, 2682 nt
Organism: Alternaria infectoria
Lineage: Eukaryota; Fungi; Ascomycota; Dothideomycetes; Pleosporales; Pleosporaceae
Exons: 3
Coding region: 1-2682 (893 amino acids)
Source: RefSeq, a predicted model, not a curated record
AUGUCGCUGAAGCCAGUCCACAUCGCCCAGGGGCCGUUCUUCUAUCCCGUCGGCAACACUCCAGCUGUGUGCUUGACGCAAGCCCUACCACCCGAACAAAAUGCCGCCCUGCUCCUUCUCGGCUGUGGAGAUAUCCGCAACAUCCUCUUCACUACCUACAGUGGAGCCGGGGCUGACGACCGAAAGCUCGAUUUCACAUGUUGCGACCUUGAGGCGGAGAUCAUUGCGCGCAAUGUACUAGCACUGACACUCAUCCUUGACGACGCGGAAGGUGCCCUUGUCCGACAGCUAUGGAACCUCUACUAUCAUGUCUUCAUUGACGACGAAUCUGCCAGUCUUCUGCGAUCUCAGUCAAAGAAACUCUUGGAACUUGCACAUUCCUUGGAGAGUUGGAAUGAAGGUCCGUACGGUACGAUCAUCCGAUUUUGCGACAGCAUCACACUAGAGAAUGCGACUAAGCUUUGGGCGCUGUAUGCGUUGGAACCCGAGAAAGACGACACGUACAAGGAGACGCAAGAUAUUCUCAAAGGUCAAUGGCAGGCUGCCAAGCAACUACAGACAGGAAAGGCUGGUAUGGGGUUCGUGGGAGACGGCAUUCGCGCAUUCGCCCCGCUCAUGAUUCAAGGCCUUGCGGAUGCCGGCAAAGCCUAUCAGACAUAUUGGAAGAGUGGUACAUGUCUCGAGGACAACAAGACCAUCAAGAAACUCUCGAUCGCCAAUCCCAUGUUCGUUUGCCAUCGUAGUGGCCUUGUUCUUCACUACGGUACCAGUCCGCUCACUGGUUUUCACCUUGCGCCUACGCAUGCUCGACUCUCCGUAGACUCGCCCUUAUUCGUACCGAGCGAGACCACAAAGGGGAAGGUGCCAAAGUUCAUGCAGGUGGCGCUCGAUCAGCUAUCUGCCUGGUGCAUCGCGUUCAGGAAAGCAUCCACGCGUAUCACCAUUCGCUAUGUCAACUCUGACGCUGUCGGGUUCUGUCACGUUCUCCAACAUCAACAUGUACACGGCGAGUCGCGCACGGCUCAUUGGUAUCGCAACAUGUGGACGUACACCCCACUGGUCCUGGACGCCGCUGAAUACGAAAAAGGCGGAUCUGCACCGACGGCUUUCGAUGUCAUUGACACUUCCAAUUUGCUCGACCAUGUGGGCUGUCUCAACAUUCUUGCUGCAACCGCGUCAUUGAUUCGCCAAAAUGCGUCGUCCAUCCUCCGGACGGAGAUGCUAAUACCAUCCGAAAUCGACGUGGCAGCUUCAGCCAAAGCCCUACUAUGUGGACAUCUUCCGAUGGUGGCUCUACUACUCGGUCUGAAACCCGUUCAACACUGGACGAAUGCGACUUCCGUUUGGUAUUGGAACCCUUCCAAUUUCCCUGAUCUCGACAAGAUGGACAUGCUCACUGCAGCAGCGUCUCGGCCAAUCGUGCUUUGGAAGCCGUUCAAUACUUCCAACGUCCGUUACGAUGCGGCUGAGCUAGCUAGACUGCUUCUGUCUAUCUAUCUGAAAAUGUUCCAGGAUGAAGGAUGGGCUAAUCGCUUCUCUAUGCUAGGCUUAGGCAACGCCGAGCUGAUGCAGAAGAAGCUUACUGCGUAUGAACUCUAUACCCGAGCAGGUUUCGUGUCACUGCUCCAGCAUAUCAAGGUGUCCAACGUCGUUGACUGGUCCCCCUUUAUGCAAACUCUGGUCGUGAUAGGCAUCAUGAACGACAGAACCUUGAACAUGGGUCCACAUAACUUUCAGUCUCUCCUCGUGCACCUUGACAUGCUCGGGGUGUGGAAGAUAGAAGAUCAUUUCGAUUGGUGGCAUCCGCGAACCUUCGAACUAGGCGGCCCAUUCUGCAAAUGGGAGGACAUCCCGACACUCAUGUGCGUUACGCUUGUCGUUCCCUACGCUAAGGUUUCGAUGUUCGGCGACCUCGCCAACGGCCAUGGUACUCCCUUAUGCCAACUCCAGCUCAGUUCGUCAGUCAGUCAGAAGGAGGCUCUCUACACGGAUAUACAGAUGGGUUUCGGAUCGAUCGAGACUUCUGGAACCGCGUUCACGAAUGACUAUGGAGUAACGGUCCGAGAAGAUGGUAAAGGCUGGAAGGGCAAGUCGCCAUUGAUCGUGUCCGCUAUGGUCUCCACCUGUACCCUCACCGAAUACAAGGACGAUGCUUGUGGCGUCGUCUUCGGACUUAAGAGCACUCCAGCAGCUCAGCAGCAGUUUACAUCCAUAUUUGGCAUGAUGUUGCACGUGCAUCGAUCUGCGGUUGGUCAGAAAGAUGUCUUUGUGACGCGAUACCGCCCAGGCUUCCAAGGUUUCGUUUCCGUGAACGAGGUUGCCACGUCCAAGCCGACUCAUGUGUCCGACGUCAUCGCUACCAUACAUCCGCUCAUCAGUAGCAGCAGGAGCGAAGUCGAAUCACUGCGAGUCCACUACGCUGUUGAUUCAGGGAAGGCAAAAGAGCUUCUGCAGAGUGGAGCCGUCGUCUCGUUCGAGCUUACGACGGCAUUCACACUACGGCUCUUCAUUGGGAAGACGUAUCGAAUGGAUGUAACACUUCCUUUCCCACCGAACGCGGCCAGCGCCAAGACCAAGAUCGCCCGCAAAUCGCUUUGGAUAGAGUACACGGCUGCCGUGCAGAGUGAAGCAGCAAUGUUCCGGCGCCCAGACACCAUGAUACCUGUCCAUCUUAAUGAGUAG